Aspergillus alliaceus is the source of this 581-nucleotide messenger RNA. Its product is annotated as signal peptidase complex subunit 1. Gene Ontology annotation, biological process: protein targeting to ER. Gene Ontology annotation, cellular component: endoplasmic reticulum membrane; signal peptidase complex. The transcript is spliced from 3 exons. The record is from RefSeq and is a predicted model, not a curated record. Lineage: Eukaryota; Fungi; Ascomycota; Eurotiomycetes; Eurotiales; Aspergillaceae. Bases 232 to 546 code for a protein of 104 amino acids.
CUCGAAUGGUGCUGCCCAGGACCUCGACACCUGGUCCAGGCGGUGGAGGCCUAAACCGAUUAGUCUCCGUGCCGCCGAUGAGCCUCCCUAGAGAGUUACGUAUUCCAACCAUCAUACUGUUCAUUCAUAACAUUACUACUAGUAUCUGCCUUGGUUUCUUUUUCUUCUUCCCUUUUUCUUCCUAUCUUCCUUCCUUCGCUUCGCAUAAUCUCCAUCAUACAGGUUUCCGCAAUGGAGGAUAUCUUUGCGCCUAUUCAGGAUAUCUUCGAGGGCCAGAUAGAUUUUUGCGGCCAGCAUACAGCUGAAAUAUUGUCUACGGCUCUUUUAAUUAUAUCAGGGGUAAAUGUUGUCGCUUUCCUCGCCGGAUAUAUCUACCAGGACUUGCAUCUAACUCUCUGGGUCGGUUUGGCGGGCACACUGAUAACCGGGCUAGCUGUCAUCCCCCCUUGGCCUAUGUACAAUAAGAACCCUGAGACAUGGUUUGUGCCAUUGGCCGGGAGCGCUGGUGGCGCACGAGUCGUGGUAGAUGAACCUAAAGUGGCAUGAAAUAAAGACCUGAUACCGGAGAAAUUGACUCGGAG